CGUUUUCAAUCACACGUGCGAGGUUUGUAAGAACCAAUAGAGUUUUUUGGCUUUUUUUUACAGAAUUGUCCGUCUUAAUCGAAAAUGGGAAGAAACAGAUCUUCAAAUGAGGCCGCACCAAAAGGUCCUGGAAGGAAAGCAAGGAAACAGCCUGCUCCAGAAUUACCAGUAGCCCUUGGUAAGCUGAUGUUUCUAAUGUAAACAUUUCUGCUAUCUUUAGCAUGGUCAGUAAUGCCCAGCUGAAAUUAUACUCGAUAAGCUGAAUUAUACGUUCUGAGUUCUUUUUCUACUCAAUAAGGUUGUGGAGAAGCCAUUUAUGCAACAUUUAGCAACAGUAAGCUAGCAUGACUUGAGCAACAAGUUAGGUUAAUUAGCCCAUUUCUUAAAAUUAUGGUACAUUAACAUAAUAUUAUACACAUCCAAUGAACUGCAUUGGAUGCGUUGUUUAGCGUCAAGCUUAUGUUUUUUAGCGUAAAAAUGUUUAAAAAAUAUUGGUGUAUAAGAUUGGCCAGAAGGAGUCCAUUAUAAAGGAGUAUUCAUUCUUCAGAAUCCAACCCAUUUUUCCUUUCUUUUUUGCAUCUUUAAGAAAACAUCCUAACUGGUGAGAUAACAAAAUAGAGCCCUAUUGUAUUGUUUGUUGUUGUAAAAUGAUACCAUCUUGUAGCAGACGUGAAGUAAAAAGCAUGCAGCCUUUGCCACAUCUAUGUGCAUCAUCACCAAAACCUUAUGCACUUCAUGGGAAAAUAACUGUGCUUUGUUCAUUGUUGACUUUGGAAUUUAAUAAUAAUAAUAGUAAUAGUAAUAAUAAAAAUAAUAAUAAUAAUAAUAAUAAUAAUAAUAAUAUAAUGUGCAUGUAUAUACAGCGGGCAAAGAAAGUAAUGUCCGAUAUCCUGGGGCUAGUGGAUUUUGCUAUCGGGCUUGUGAAUUCUGUUUUUAACUUGCCCGGCAGGCAAGUGAUAUUUUUUGGGCAAUUAGAAUAACAGAAGAACUGUGACAUCAAUUCUGCUUGUCAAAAAGAAUUUGGGGCUAGAUGAAAUGAUGUCUGGGCUAGUAAAUGCUAGCUUCAGCUUGCCCGAAUGGCAAGGUGUAAAAAUGAAUUUCUUUGCACCCUGAUAUAGCAUGAACUAAUUUUGAAUACUGGUAUUUGGUGGGAUGUUAGAACUUCUCCUAUGUCUGAGAAACCUCAACAGAGUACUCAGCAAACUUUUUAAUCUAUUUUUAAUUAUUUGAUAAAGAUAAUACACUGUGAAUCACUUGAACGUACUUUCAGCUGGUAGAGCCUUAGACCUCAAACAAGCUGACAUGGGUGACCAUGCACUGAUGGUUGAGUUUAACCUUGCCUACAUAUAACUAUAUAUACACCCAGUGAAAUGGGAUCCUCUUGUCCUCAUAUUCUCUGACAUUCUAAAAACAUUAAGGGUGGCCAGUAAUCCUAAUUACAUUGUACCUGGAUUUUAUGUAGGUAGUUUGUAAGAUAUUUCUAUCCAGUACUACCACAGUGAAGUUCAUUACAUGUUUGUUUCCUUUCACAGUUAAAAGUGGUGGAGAGAAAAAUCAUAUACGAAAGGCUAAGAAGAGGUAAUUAAUCCUUUGUACCUAGGAGUACUAGCUGCACUGGUAACUCUUUGAACUAGUGUAUAAAAUUAAUGUGUCUACAACUUUUUUUUCAGAAAAUUAAAGGAAUCAGUGGAUUCAAAUGAAGUUGUUUCAUUCAGUGAUAAGGUAAUUUGUGGUUAAUCAGACAGAAAUUUGUUUGGUGGACUUCAGUUCUUUAGCUUGUUUCUAAUUCUUUUGAUUUCAGCCUGAGAACAAAAAGAUGAAAAAGACAAAGAAAUCACAAGAGUAAGUUUGCUUCUGAUGAUACAUCUGUUUCAAGUAUUUGAUUCUUACAUGUAAUAAGCAGAAGUGGGUCAGUGGCAUUAUCAAUUGCUAGGCCAAAUAAAUAUCCAGGGUGUGAUAUGUUUAUAUAUUUGCAUAUUUUUUACCCUUAAAGGCAUCUUGAGCAGUGUAGUGAUGAUGAGGACAGAAAUCAGUCUGAGGACAUUUUUGGUGAAGAUUCAAGUGGUAUGAUUGUUCUGUUUGAGUAUUGAUGUACAUGUAGCAGUGCAACAUUAUAAUAUAUACCACAAAUAUAGAUAUUUGAAAAGAUUCAUUUUUGUCCAUGUUAACGUACAAAUCCAGACUUUGAGAUGGCGUAGGCCAACUCAGGAAGAAAAUUUUCUGGACCAAGCUGUCAGCCUUAGGGGCAGGCCUCUUCCCCAGAUCGUCCACUGACAAAAGUUUUAACAAAUAAAUUGAAAUAAAUGUUUUUCAAGUGCAUCCCCUCUGAAGACUAAAAUUUACCUCAGCUUUUUUUGUUAAUUUCCUAGAUGAAGAGGUGAAAGUGAAUUUCAAGUCAAUGUAAGGAUUGCUUUAUUAAAUACUGUUUAAUUCUGUUUAAAUUAAAUUCUGUUUAAAUUCUGUUUUUUAAAGUAUAAGUUCCUUUAAUCUAAAAUAAAUGUGAAUCAAAUUUUGAUAAAACCCAAAAUCUAUACUCAGACCUUUCAGUGAUGAGAACAAAAGUUGGUUAAAGCUUGCACAGGAGAAAAGUACUGAUGAUGAGGAUGGUGAUGAUGAUGACAUGGUAAAGUUGUGGUCAAUUUUCUAACUGAAUAUGAAACUAUCUAUAGGUUGGUGAACACUUAUGUUUCAAUUUAUUUUUUCUCUGUCUCAUAUUUUCUACAGCCAGCUGAUGAAUUUAGUGGUGAAAGUGACGGCAAUGAAGAUGAUGACAGUGAUGAUGACAGUGAUGAUGAUGAGGAGGUAUUAUCCUUGUAUGGUGCACUCAUGUCUGACUCUGAUCAAAAUGAAAAUAUUACAUUAAAUUUAUAUUGAAAUCUUUGUUUCAGAUGCUUCCCAUUGAGAAGAAAUCCAAAAAGUUGGACAAAAAGAAGGCCAGAGACAAGUUAGUUUUGUUCAGAUAGUGGAUAAAAUGCAAUUUAGUAAUAUUAAAAUAUUUAAUGCACACUUAAAAUUUUUAACACAUGUACUAUUAAUAUAAUUAUAUAUUAUUGGUGUUUCUAAAGGCAGAGUUUUUUUUUCAUUCCUGUUAAUAUUACAUUAUUGGUCCAUAAGUUUUCCAAUUGUAAUGGUUGUGGACUUGUUUUUCCUUUGCAAGGACUCUAGCAGAAGAAGAGUUAAAAACUAACAUUUCUGAAACAGAAGUGUUUGUGCUUCCAAGUGGUCAAGAAAUUGAGAAAGAAGGUACAUUGAGAGUAUACUCUUGUUGAAUAUUACUGCAAUAUUAUGUGCAACAUUUAAUUAGGAAAGUUUGAAAAGAGCAACAAGCACAAAGCCCCAGCUGUAGGAUACAUGUGUUUGUACAGACCACAAUGUGAAAGUAUGAACAAUAAAGGGAAAGAGCCUUGUCCACUUAACAGAGGUUACUAAUUAUGUGUGUUUAUUCAUUUUUUUUAUUACUUGUACUGUUUAUAAUUUGUGAUGCAGGGGUGUCUGGUCCAUAUCAUAGAGGUUUCCUUACCAAUAACUGCUUGGGUAGAGGUUCAACUUUGUUAUGUAACCUUUAUAAAUAAUAUAACAAAUAUAGCUAAAAGAAAGGGACUCAUCACUCUCAUUUGCAAACAAUUUGUGGUCUUCAUGGACCCAGGCAAAUAUUGAGUCUUUGGUCACAGGUGUAACCCACUACCUGUACACAGCAGUAACUUUUUCAAGCUUCCUUGAAACAACUAUAGCCUGAGUUGUCAUGAUUCCUCCACAGUAAAUGAGCAUGCUGAUUUAGCACUGAUCAAUCAGAGAAUCAGAGACAACCUACAGGCCCUCAGUAACUUCAACAGUGCUCGUGAGGAGGGAAGGUAAUAUAAACGAAUCAUGAGGCAUCUUUUUUAGGUAGUGUCAUUGAUCUCAAAUCAAUGCAGUCAUAAUACUCACUUUGACAAGUGGGAAAUUGUCAUAUUUGAUGAUGAUACAUUAUUGGUGACUUAAGAUAACUAGAAGUUGUUUCUUCAGAAGUUUGACUAGUCAUUGUUCUUACAUGUAUUUACUGUGGUCAGGGACACCAUCUGUCAGCAAUUUUGAUUCAAGAAUGAAAUAUCAUUAACCUUUUAAGCCCUGAUCAGUGUCAAAUUUCUCCUUGUAAUAUCACUGCUUUCUAAAACACAGUGGUCAUGAGAAUUGAGGACAUGAUCACACAAGCUAAUUGAUACUUUGACAAAUUCUCCCACUACGUCUAUUGAGAAUGACUGGGAUAACAACUGACAGUUUGAAUUUUGAUAUUAGGGUUUAAAGGGUUAGUACACAUGUACUCUUUGUUUAAUUGCAGGUCCAGACAGGAAUACAUUGAACUGCUUCUCAAUGACCUUUGUACAUAUUAUAGUUAUGGAAAAUUUCUUAUGGAAAAAUUUGUGGAGCUAUUUCCCUUGAAUGAGGUAAAACAGCAAGAGAGACUGAGCAAAAAUGAAAUUAAAAUUAUUUACAAAGACAAAUUAAUUUAUAGGAAUUUUUUUAGUUUUAAUAUUCAUAAUUCAAAUAAUUAAGUAAAAUCUGUUUUUUCAACAUUUGUUAUUGUGUAUCUUUCUAUAUAAAUGUAAUUACAUCUUUUGAUUUCUUAUAGCUUCUAGAAUUUCUUGAGGCAAAUGAAGUGCAAAGACCAGUAACAAUAAGAACAAACACUUUAAAGACAAGGAGAAGAGAUCUUGCCCAGGUACACCAUCAAUGUUUAUUUUUGACUUUUUAAUUUUUUUAAAAAGGGGGAGGGUGUAAUAAUAGUAAUGCAGUGCUUCUCUCAUUUAACAAUGGCUUAAACCUAUGAAUUCACUGAUUCAUUGUUACCCCCUUUCUACAGGCUCUCAUCAACCGUGGAGUCAAUUUAGAUCCAAUUGGCAAAUGGUCCAAAGUCGGACUGGUUGUGUAUGACUCUUCAGUGCCUAUUGGUAAGCUUUGUACACUGUCUGUGAUGUGUUAAAAUGUGUUCAGGUUAUAUGUCCAAUGACUGAUAAAUUACAAAUUAAUCUGAUGUACCGGUACAUCUAGUGACAUUUUCAUUAGACCAUCAUGAUCAGGGUCUGAGUGUUCAUCACCCUAAUUCAAACAAAGUGAUCUCCUCUGAAACUAAUGGAUGUCAUGUAUUAAAUUUUAAUGACAGCAUUUUCAUUUAAUUUUCUAAAUUUGCUAAUAGAUAAUUAUAAUGCUGUCAAAUUAUUGUUGGUAGUUAUUUCAACGUAUUUUCACAAACCAAUUUUAUAGUUAAUGUCUGAAAUGCCCAAAAACUGCCUGCAGUUUUUAUUAUUUAUGUACGUGACAACUUCAAAUUACCAUAUUUAUUCAAAACAGAACAUUUUUAAAAUCAUUUUGGUAAAGAAAAUAGGUUCAAAUGGUUUUCAGAGGCAUAUAAUUAAUAAUGUAAUUAACCUUUUUUCCUGAUUUUAGGAGCAACCCCAGAAUACUUAGCUGGACAGUACAUGUUACAGGGAGCUUCCUCCAUGCUCCCUGUGAUGGCCUUAGCACCUCAGGAGAAAGAACGCAUUCUGGACAUGUGUGCAGCUCCUGGAGGAAAAACAACCUACAUUGGUAAGUAUAUAAUCAGAUCUGUUGAUUGGAACUUACUCUUGGUUUGUAGUUAAGUUGUUAGUAUUAAUAGUGGAUAGAGGAUUAUGAAAUUUUCACCCCUUUCAUCAUUAAAUUUCAGAUCACUAGAGUGCCUACACCUGUACUAUUGACAUGUACACCUGAGACAUGCUUUCUGUUUUUGUUACAUGACUCACAAUCUUUCUAUUGUCUUUUACCACCAUAUGACUGCAAAAUUUGUUUACUGUGCUGUUUUCAAUUCCGAAACAUGUUAAGUUACAGUUGUUUUAACAUUGCCCUUCUGUAGCUUCACUCCUGAAGAACACCGGUUUGGUGGUAGCUAAUGAUGCCAAAAGGGAGAGAACAAAAGCUUUGGUGGCCAAUAUCCACAGAUUAGGUGAGUUGAUGAGAAUUGAAAACUCUCUUUUCUCCCCAGUGAUAGAACAGACCCAUUAAGUACAGUGAAACCUGAUUACUGGGCCCAUUGACCCAUUCUGGUGACAUUCGGGAGCUUAAGCAAUGACAACAGGGAUAGCAACAAGAAAAGCAAUAGGUUUAGAUUAGCAAAACAACAGAGCUCUCUGCACGUACAUCAUGCUUUUUUGUACAUUUCUUUGACCUUGUUGCAGGAUUAUGCUGUAAAAGUGCCUAAUUUCUUGUUUUGUUGAGUAUGGUAACAGUAGAAAACAACUUCCUAUUAUUUUCCUGAACUUUGAUACAGUCCUGUAGAAUUCAACUCCAAAAAAGUUUUCCAAAAUUUGAGAAAUUAAACAAGAUGGAAUAAAAGUAAAUAAUGUCAUAAAGUUUAAAGUAGGGAGCAUUCAUUUUUUUGUGACAUUUUUGUAGCCGUUGCCAUCCGUUGUUGCUUAAGCUCCCUAUUAUCAGUACCUUUCUCACUUCAUAACUUAUUAAACUUGAUAUGAUAUACUUAAACUAUGGUGUUCUAUUUUCUCUCAUUUUUAAAGGAAUAAGCAACACUUUGGUCUGCAAUUAUGAUGGUAGAGCAUUCCCCAAGGUAUUUGCUUAAUAUGUCUACCAGCAUUCCAUUGUUGUUCUUACAUUAUGUACUUUCAAAGUUCUAUCAUCUUCCAGUCAGGUUCUCAGAGACAUCUGUUGUAUAGGUUACACUGGUAGUCAGUGCCUUAAUGACUCAUAGUUUAUAUAACUUUUUCGGUGAUCUUUAUGUUAAAGGUGAUGGCAGGUUUUGAUCGUGUUCUGCUGGAUGCUCCAUGUAGUGGCACAGGAGUCAUAUCAAAAGAUCAGUCUGUCAAAAUCAACAAGGUAUUAUUAUAACAAUAUCUCACCCUUCUCUUUAUGACAGUUUUAGAUAAUUAUUAAUAUUGUACUGAUUUACAUUCAAUUGCAUACAUGGAACAGAUUUUUCUUUCCUAUUUUUAUAUAGUCUUAAUAACAGCUGCCUAGCUAACAUGAGUCAGAUGUUGGCUAAUGCAUUGAGGCAAAACCCACCAACCGUUAGUGAGAUUCAUGAUGCACCAUUCACUGUCAACCAUAGUGCUACCCAUACUAAGUCCCAUUUAAUAAAUCAAUAUCAUCACCUGAUGAAGACGACCAGCAGUAGGUGGUUGAAAUGUCACGAUCAAUAGCAAAGUGAACACUACUAUCAGGAGACAUAUUGUUAAAAAAUUAUUUGCUGUUUAAUUUUAAUGUCACUUCAGUUCCCAAGUAAUGUGUGUUUUUUUUACCACCUUUCCCCUCUUUAAUUUGCUUGCUUAAUUGUUUUGCUUACGUAUUGCAGACAGAAAAAGAUAUCCAGCGAUGUUCUCAUAUCCAAAAAGAACUUUUAUUAGCAGCAAUUGAUGCUACAGAUGCUAAGUCAUCCACUGGUGGUUAUAUUGUAUAUUCUACCUGCUCAGUUCUUGUAAGCCAUUUAUCUUUUGUUUUGUUUUAUACUGUGUAGAAUAUGAUGCAAGUCAUUAGCAAUAGUUGUAGUGUAGUUGUUAUAUUAAUUUUAAGUGAAAGACUAAAAAUUGCAAUAACAUUAUUAAAGGCUUAUUAAUUGGAUGGCACCUUGAGGCUCUUGCACUUUUUGCAGGAGCCUCAUCAACAGGAAUUGUACAGUAAUAUAUAUACACACUGUACACAAGAGGUUCAUAAUCCACACACUGGUGAACAGAACCAAGCUACUGGUCCUUCCUGGUAAAAGAGCUGUAGCAUCAACAAACACUCACAGCCAAUGGGCACUUUAAUUACAUUAAUGUUACUCUGUUUGUUGAUAUUCAACAGGUAGAAGAAAAUGAAUGGGUAAUCGAUUAUGCCCUCAGUAAAAGACAUGUCAAGCUGGUAUCAACUGGGCUCGACUUUGGUAAAGAAGGAUUCACCAAGUAAGAAAAAAUAAUAAAAUAUGCAACAUUCUGGCACUAGUAAAGCUAAUUAUUAUUAUAUAAUAUUAUUGGAAAAUAGGUUAGUCUUUCAACAAAAAUAUUAAAUUAUCUUGUUAGUCUCAUUAUACUCAUUACAACAACGAUUAUUCAAUUAAUUGAAAGGAAAGGAUCUUUCAGUGAUACUGCUGAGCCCUAUGUGGCCAUUCUUUUCCUCAUUUCUAUAAACUUAACAGCAACUUAAAACAAAUUAAUUCUUGGUUAUUUCCUGAGAAAUAAAAAGGAACUAACAAAGGGAUAAUUUAUACAGGUCAGGUAUUUCUCUGCUCUGUCAUCUUUUCAUCUACUUACUAACAAUGGGAUAAUUUUUUCAGUUGUUUUUCUGCUCAAUCAUCCUAUCAUUUGUUUAUUAUUCUUAUGAUAAAAUUACUUUUUUCAGGUUUAGAGGGAGACAUUUUCAUCCUUCUCUUAAACUGACAAGGAGAUUUUUUGCUCACACUCACAAUAUGGAUGGCUUCUUUGUUGCCAAGUUGAAAAAAUACUCCAACAAAAUUGCAACUGAAGGUAGGAAUCUGGACGUACUUCCUGGUUAUCAAAACAACAGGGCACAAAAUAUAGCAGUCUUCUACAAAUGCCAUAACAUUUACAUAUGUACUUUAUGGGUUUUUUAAAAAAGUGACUUAACUCUUGCUAGAAUAACAGUAGGUUAUCAGUUGCACACUGCUGCCAACUUCACCUUCAUUUUCUCAUGGAUGGUCUCUUUUAUUGUCUCCCUACAUCAAUUAACCUGCUUUGACACCAGUGUUUCAAAAGUUCCAUCCCUUAUAAUGUAUCAAUAUAUGAAAGUAAAAUUAAUGUAUUAAAGAGCUGAGAUAUUAAAUAAAACAUGUUAACAAUUUUUUAUUCAUAUUAAAUAUUGCCCUGUCUCAUGAUAUUUUCUCUGUUUACUUUUGCAGAGACCACUGGUCAAAAAGAAAAUGUGAAUGAAACUUCUGAACCAAAACAAGACACAGAAAAUAGCAACAGCAAACAAACUACCAAAGAAAAGAAAAAGAAAAAGAAAUUCAGGGUUCCUAAAACAAAGAAAGGAUUUAGAAAAAAUGCUGAUAAAAGAAAACCAAAGACAAGCUGA
Messenger RNA from Porites evermanni, 9033 nucleotides. The record is from the annotation of a GenBank genome assembly. NCBI's taxonomy places the organism in Eukaryota, Metazoa, Cnidaria, Anthozoa, Scleractinia, Poritidae.